AUGCCCCAGCAAGCAUUGCUACUCGAUUCCUCGUUGAUGAACUGUAUUAUAUGCAAUUGCUGUAUUAUCUUACACCCCUCGCGCGAGCACAAGAAGAGGAGGCGGCUCCAAGGCAGGCGACGGCGGGGCCCAGGCGCUGCUGCAAAGAUGCCUCAGGUGAUGGUGGUCGCGCGGAACUUCAUGGACAUGGUGGCCGCACUGCCUGCCGCCAAACUAGACAUGCUCUACGAUUCCGCCUUCAUCUGUGAGGCUGUACUCAGGUCGUUCCCACCGCUGGCAAAGAAGUACGUGAUUCAGAUGUUGUACGUGUCGGCACCGAUGCUUGCUGCGGCUAUGCAGGAGUGGGUGCUGGAUGAGUAUGCCUCCAAGCACAAGGUUGCCAUCGAUAGGUUGCUCCAACUCAGGGUAUUUGUGGAAGUACGUGACAGAAGGAAGGAGGUGAGCUACAAGAUGAAUAAUAAGUUUCAGGCUAACAUGCAAAAGUAUUUGGUUAGUGGCGGGUGUUUGCCAAGGGAACCGCUACCAUUCAGUGUCACUGGCAGAUUGCCUACACUGGUGGAACUAGAAAAUUAUGCUCUUGAUCAAUGGGAGUGCUUCUUGCUGCAAUUGAUCAACUCGUCUCAAGUUGAGAAAGGGACCACUUUCAGCUCGUCUAUGAUGAAGACGUUCCAGCGAGGUCUUCUGAGUUCAAGGGAUGGUGAAGCUGCAAAGUUAAGUGAGAAUGGCUUCCAGUUUCUGCUGAUGGAGACAAAUGCACAGCUUUGGUAUAUAAUGAGAGAAUACAUUUCAUCCGCAGAGGAACGCGGGGUGGAUCCCACGGACUUGAUAUCAUUUCUCUUGGAGCUUAGUUUUCAUACACAAGGAGCGGCUUACAGCCUAAGUACUCUGACAGAAGUCCAAAGAGUUGCAAUUAUGGAUCUGAUGGAGCUCGGGUUAGUCAAACUGCAGCAGGGCCGGAAAGAUAGCUGGUUCAUACCUACAAAAUUGGCUACAAAUCUCUCAUCGAGCUUGUCAGAUUCAGCUGCUAGCAAAGAGGGUAUUGUGGUUGUGGAGACAAACUUUAGGUUGUAUGCGUACUCUGCUUCCAAGCUGCACUGUGAAAUUCUACGUCUUUUUUCAAGGGUAGAGUAUCAACUACCAAACCUUAUUGUGGGAGCUAUUACAAAAGAAAGUCUGUAUGGUGCAUUUGAUAACGGGAUCACUGCUGAACAGAUAAUUUCAUUCCUUCAGCAAAAUGCCCACCCUCGUGUCAUCGACAAAAUACCGAUAGUCCCAGAGAAUGUUACAGAUCAGAUUAGGCUGUGGGAGAACGACCGUAACAGGGUCGAGAUGGUCCUGUCACACGUAUACGAAGAUUUCCCGAGCAAGGACAUGUUUGAGCAAUGCUGUGACCACGCAAGGGAUAACGGGUACUUGCUGUGGGAGGACGCGAAGAAGAUGCGAUUGAUAGUGAACGCGGAGUUCCACCAAGAAAUGCGGGAGUUCCUGCGCAGGCAAAGAUGA
This is a messenger RNA of Triticum turgidum subsp. durum (durum wheat), 1503 nucleotides long. Lineage: Eukaryota; Viridiplantae; Streptophyta; Magnoliopsida; Poales; Poaceae. The record is from the annotation of a GenBank genome assembly.